This is a messenger RNA of Lactuca sativa (garden lettuce), 1385 nucleotides long. RefSeq lists its product as uncharacterized. Gene Ontology annotation, molecular function: ATP binding. NCBI's taxonomy places the organism in Eukaryota, Viridiplantae, Streptophyta, Magnoliopsida, Asterales, Asteraceae. The record is from RefSeq and is a predicted model, not a curated record.
ACGUAAAUUUAUCUUACGGUGUUGCACGAUAUUCUCUUGGUGUUACCCUAAUCUCCUCUCUUCUACACAUAACAGCCGUAAUCAAACCAAAUACCAUCCAUCUCUCUCCUUAUCUCUUCACCCUCACGACGUCAAUCAUGUGUUCUUCCCUGGACAACCAAUGCUUUGGAAAUCCUCUACCCAUGGCCUCGUUUCUAAAUGUCUCUUUCUCUGAUUGUCGAUGUUGUGCUACAUCUACGCCAUGGAAUCAUCGGUUCAGGUUGGUGCCGACACCCGCUUCUUUUGUAAACACCGCUAUCUCCUCUCUCUACCAGAAACCCUAACCAUAACCCUAAUUUGCCGUCAACAUCACACACCAUUCAGCGUCUCCACCAUCGCCACCUGACUCCGGCAACAUUACACACCAGCAGCACACCGCCACCUGUCUCCACCAAACCUCGGCCUCGCAAUCCCACCACAAUCCAUCUCUAUUUCUGUCUCUCUAUACUCCCUUCAUCCAAAGAUGCAAUCGUAUACUCAAAUUUCUCAAAAUCUGGACAACAAACAAUGGGGGUUUUCACUACCCACUUCAAAAUCAGAAAAAUCGUCCCUUUAUUGACUUUAUUACAGUUAUCCAAGAACUCCACUAUUGAUCCUUCCCUCCUUCAAUCGCUGAGUGAUUCAUCUCACGUUCUUCUAUCAUCAAUAGCGAACAAAUGACGAUGAAAUGUGUGUGGAUGAAUUUGUCUAAUUAUAGUGUUGUACAUGCCUUUGAUGUUCAUAGUGAGAAUGAGCGUCUUGCAGCAAAAGAACGUGAUGAGUUUGUCAAAAUUUUGCAGCAAGCCCAGAGUGAGGCUGCAGUUGCAUUUAGAAAUGAUGGUGUUUAUUUGGAAAAAUACAUCCAAAAUACAAGGCACAUUGAGUUCCAGUUCUUGCAGAUAAAUAAGGAAAUUUUCUUCCCUUUGGAGAGCGUGACUGCAAUAUUUAGAGGAGGAACCAGAAGUUGCUUGAAGAAGCACCCCCACCUGCAUUCACCCCAGAGCUAAUGAAAGCCAUGGGUGAUGCAGCAGCAACAUCAAUUGGGUACAUUGGUGGAGUUUCUUUUUGAUGAAAGGGGUCAAUUUUACUUCAUGGAAAUGAACACCAGAAUCCAGGUCAUGCGAUUAAGGUGGGGACACCCGAGGAAAAUGUUAAUCUUUUUUUUGAGGUUGCUAAAGGGCUUAGCUAUUAAAAACAGAGGGUUUUGUAUUUAGAUAUUUAGACGACUGAAAUUCCAUUGUGUAUUUUUUUCAUUGCUUCCUUCCAUUUCAGACUACUUUUCUGUUUAGUCCAUUUCACUGUUUGUUUGUUUGUUUUUUUUUUUGUCUUGCUUUAAAAUAAAAAAGGGACAAACUUAGCUUACUUUA